Molecule: messenger RNA, 6093 nt
Organism: Mesoplodon densirostris (Blainville's beaked whale)
Lineage: Eukaryota; Metazoa; Chordata; Mammalia; Artiodactyla; Ziphiidae
Gene: BNIP2
Product: BCL2 interacting protein 2
Exons: 12
Coding region: 15-1301 (428 amino acids)
Biological process (GO): apoptotic process
Cellular component (GO): cytoplasm
Source: RefSeq, a predicted model, not a curated record
UGGAGAAGAUCGGGAUGUUGUCACUUCCGCCGGAGCCGCUCUCUGCAUCCGGGUCGGCUGCUGCCGCUGCCGCUGUGGCUGAGGGACUGGGCCUGGGUCUCACCGUCGGAGGGGAGCGGGCUCCGCUCGGGGCUACCUUCUGCGACCUGGCCGUCAGCCCUGCGUCGCCGGCCUGGAGGGGCGAAGAAGACGAGGAGGCCAAGGGUUCCUCCGGGAGAGUAAGAGUUGCUGUCAGAGAACAGUCUAUGAAGUGGUCCUUGAAGGACCUUGGCUCUCUGGAUUAUCAGGAGCUUGUAGUUGACAUUGAGUCCAGGCUGAGGAUGGAAGGUGUUGAACUUAAGGAAGAAUGGCAAGAUGAAGAUUUUCCAAUACCUUUACCGGAAGAUGAUAGUAUUGAAGCAGAUAUAGUAGCUGUAACUGGAUCAGAGAGUCAGCCUGGCUCACUAGAAGUUAAUGGCAAUAAAGUGAGAAAGAAACUAAUGGCUCCUGACAUUAGCCUAACCCUGGAUCCUAGUGAUGGCUCUGUGUUGUCAGAUGAUUUGGAUGAAAGUGGGGAGAUUGACUUAGAUGACUUAGAUACACCAUCGGAGGAUAGUAAUGAAUUUGAGUGGGAAGAUGAUCUUCCGAAACCCAAGACUACUGAAGUUAUUAGGAAAGGCUCAAUUACUGAAUAUACUGCAGCAGAGGAAAAAGAAGAUGGACGACGCUGGCGUAUGUUCAGAAUUGGUGAACAGGACCACAGGGUUGAUAUGAAAGCAAUUGAACCCUAUAAAAAAGUUAUUAGCCAUGGAGGAUAUUAUGGGGAUGGAUUAAAUGCCAUUGUUGUGUUUGCUGUCUGUUUUAUGCCUGAAAGUGGUCAACCUAACUAUAGAUACCUGAUGGACAAUCUCUUUAAGUACGUUAUUGGCACUUUGGAGCUGUUAGUAGCAGAAAACUACAUGAUCGUUUAUUUAAAUGGUGCAACAACUCGAAGAAAAAUGCCCAGUCUGGGAUGGCUCAGGAAAUGCUAUCAACAAAUUGAUAGAAGGUUACGGAAAAACCUAAAGUCUCUAAUCAUUGUACAUCCCUCUUGGUUUAUCAGAACACUUCUGGCUGUUACAAGACCAUUUAUUAGCUCAAAAUUCAGCCAAAAAAUUAGAUACGUCUUUAAUUUGGCAGAACUAGCGGAACUUGUCCCCAUGGAAUAUGUUGGAAUACCAGAAUGCAUAAAACAGUAUGAAGAAGAAAAGUUAAAAAAGAAACAGAAAAGAGUUGAUCAAGAGCUUAAUGGAAAACAAGAUGAACCGAAAAGUGAACAGUAAGUUUGGCAUCUAGUCCAAACACGACUGAAGAAUGUGCUGAUGAAGCAGUGCUUUUUUGCAUUUAUAAUGCAUUUAUUGGUCCUGAUUUUUAUGUAACCUGUUACAAAACUGACUUGACUUUUUCUUAAUGGACUUCUGUAUAAGGGACUGUUCACUGCUGUACUGGUUUGUAGAUCUCUUGAAUUUAGCUCUUUACUAGCUAAUUAUAUUGUAAUCAUUUUAUAUUUUAUAUUGCUAAAUAGCAGAGAACCACACUUUAUAUAAAGCAGUUUUUGCAUUUGUUUAUUAAAUGAUGCAUUUUCUUCAGUAAAAUAUUUAUAUGCCUAAAUGGAAAAGGAAAGAGAUAAUAUAUAUUUUUAUGUUUUUGAGCAAUAUUUUUUAAUGUAUACCUUUCUUAUGGAAGAAUAUGCAGGUAAAUAAGACCAUGAUUUUGUAAAAUGCAUGUUAAAAUUUUUGUUUUUGUAAAUGGUUAAAUACACUUCCUGGUCACUUAGAAAAUAUGCUCAUAAAGUGAGGGACAGUUAAACUGGUUCUCAUGAAUACCCAAAGGUCAUAUACAUAAUCUAAGUAGAUUAGUACCAUUCUGAGUUUUUUUCUCACUUAACAUUUAUUUCUUAAUUCAGACACAAAUACAAGUGUAUUGCACACUUUUUUUUUUUAAACAUAAAGACAAGUCAAAAAGCCAUUUUUAGAAUUAGAGAAUUUAAGAGGUUAAGAAUUGGGGUUUGUAUAUAUGUAUAUAUCAGACAUUUUAUCUUCUGGCCAAAAGUCAGAACUUCAUAAAAGUUUUAGGUUUGUUCACUAAUGUGAAAUAAGCUGUGUGUCCAGGGUAUCACUCUCCUGAAUUUGUGUGAGUGCAGUGUAAUAUUCAGAGAAUGUGAUGAGUUAUUCACUGUCACUACCUUUCUUUAGAAAACAGGGGCUGCUUUUUUAACUACUUUCAAUGUGGGCACUUUACCAAAAUGCUCUCAUAUCAGGUGUUUGACCCAGUCAGAUAAGGUGUGUUUUCCCAUUUUCUGUUGAAUUAUGUUGACAGUACUGUAAAUUAAGUUAUUUUGUAAGUCUUAGAGCAUCAUCAUAUUAUGGUGUUUUGCGUUUGGUGUAAGCAUAUAAACUCCUUGUUUAAUUUGGUAAGUACCUUGACUCUACAUUGAAAUUGUAUUUAUGCCCCAGAUAGAACUUAAUUACCCACAAAAUCAUUCAAAAACAACAGGUUGGUCUAAUACUGUGUCAUAUACUUGUGUGACUUAUACAUUUGGUAAACUUAGUACCUGCCUGAUUUAAGGGUCACACCACACUCCAGCCCUUCUUAUAAGGUAAUUUACAAAAGAGUAGUAAAAUUGAGGUGCAGGAGCUAAACCUCUAGGAUUUAUUCCAUCCUAGACUGGCUUUUAUCAUUGCUGUUUUUAGUGUAAAGUUUUCUAUUACAAAAGAGAAUUUCCUUUACUUUUUGUCCUCCUCAGUCGUAAACUUGACACAGUAACCCAAGUCCAAUUAUGGCAGAUGCUGGAGGAUUCCCAGGAUGAGACUUUCCUUAGCAGCCUCCUGACUUCACUUGGAUCCAGCUGCUGUAGGCAGAUCCUGAACUAAUGUCAUUAUAGUCAGUAAAUCUAAAACCAUUAUUGCUUGCUCAGAUCUUAGAAAUACUUUGGGUUCAAAAAGCAAACUAACAGUAACAGUUUAGGCAUUCCUUCUGAAUUUACGAAUAAAAGAUCAUAUUGAAUUUAAUUGUGAUUAGAGUCUAUAUUUGUAGAGUGCUUUAAGUGACCUUUCAUCAGUAAAAGUAGUCUUGCAUCUAUAAAUUUGUGUCUCAGUCAAACCUGGCUGAGCUUUUUAAAUAGGUGGCUUUCCUCCACAUUUAAGUACCCAGUUCUUCAAUUUCAACACGUUACUGUUUAUUGACUUUUGCAUUUGCAAGCAUUGUCCCUGAUUAUAGAUACAACUCGUUACAAAAGUGGUGCAUUUUCCUACAUAUUUUUUUAAAGUAGAGGUAGCCUAUAUUCUAUCAGAACGUUAAAAUUUAGAGGGAACAGUGAUAACAUUUGGGAUAUAACCAAAGGGAUGUGCUGUGAAUCACUAGAUUUAAAAGAAUACCUGUUCUAACCUAUACCUAGAUGAAAUCUGGUAUGGGGACAUGCCCCGUAAUGUUUCAUAGCUAUGAGACUUAAGAUCAUAACAAGUAGGUCAGAGGAAAAGCAUUUAUUAAACUGGUUAUUUGUAAUUACUAGCUAUGUGACAUUCUCCCCAUAUCAUUCAGUUUUGAUUUUCCAUUACUGAUUGAGGUGAAAGUACAUAUAAUUGUGUUAUUUUAUCUUUCUGCUGGGAUCAUGGUUCUAACUUGUUUAAUUUGAUGCUUAUGCCACUAUUUUUUGUUGUGUUUGGGUUCUGAGUGCCUCUUUUUAGUCCAAAGUUUCUCUUAUAAAGUAAACUGAUUGUGUUCUGCUUGGUCAUAUUCCUUAUUACCACCAAGGGAAGACACUAUAUUGAUCCCACAGUUUAAGCUUAAUAGUCUUUAACUGGGGGUGGGGGGAGUAUAAAGAAAUAUGAUUCCAAGUAGGGCCUAGCAGGACCUGGAAAGGAAGAUAACAAAACAAGGAAGUAAGAGAAAGAAAACUAUAAAGGGAUAAUGAGUUAGCUAAGAUUCCACUGAAUGUGUCCUUGUUAAGGGAAGUGCUGUAUAUGGCAGCGGUUGGUACCAUUUUUGUAUCAAUCAGGAAAACCUGCAGGCUACAUACAGAAUAUGUGAAUAAGACUGGAGUGAAGGGGGCAAAGGCUGGUAAUACUUACAGUGAAAAUUCAUAUUUUCCUCUGCUUUGUCUCUUCAUACAAAAGCAGGUUUUAAACAGGGAGGGUCAGCAAUUACAAUGCUCAGAUUAAAGUGUAGGGUUACGUUACUUUUGACAUUCAUAGCUGGUAAACAUUUAAUGUAUUGUUCCAAAAUGGACAUCACUCUUUAGUAACUAUACUGAAUACUGAAAUUUGCUGAUUGACAGGUAUAUAUAGGUUGCUAGACUUUCUUCAACUGCAAUUCCAGAAUUUAAAAAGGUAAGGAAUCUGCUUUUUUUUUUUUUUUUUUUUGCGGUAUGCGGGCCUCUCACUGUUGUGGCCUCCCCCGUUGCGGAGCACAGGCUCCGGACGCGCAGGCUCAGCGGCCAUGGCUCACGGGCCCAGCCGCUCCGCGGCAUAUGGGAUCCUCCCAGACCGGGGCACGAACCCGUAUCCCCUGCAUCGGCAGGCGGACUCUCAACCACUUGCGCCACCAGGGAGGCCCGGAAUCUGCUUUUUUGAUAGUCUUCUUUUAAAUGACUGUGUUACUCUGGCUGUUUUUAUGUGAUUGCUCAGGGAAUUUGAAAGUGUUUGAAUUAAAGGAGAAGGGGCUUCUUAGAUUUCUUCAAUUGAUAGUUAAAAAUUAGCAUUAGGAUAUGUCCAGUUUCCUAAUGAGAUUGGUAAAGUUGUGUAUAAGGUGACAGUAGCUUCAUCCUUUUGCCCGUGUGAUAUGUGAUAUGUGGAAAAUUGCUAACAUUGCUCCUACAGGAGGAGGAGGAGAUAGACUGAAAAUAGGUAGAUAUGGCUACCACAUUCUGUUUUGUUUUCAUGCCUUUUUUUUCUCAUCCUGUAUAGCUAUUUGAGAAGUGGAUCACAAAUGUCAGAAGGGUGGGAUAGCUAGAGGAAUUAAUGUACUUAAAAGUUAGACCAACUAUUCUGUUAGAGUUUAUCUUGUAGGAACAGGGAUUGUGUAAUUUGAGUUGCUGGGAGAAAGAGUUAAGGACUUAGACUUGCAUGAGAAGGUCAGCUGGUAAGAGAAGUGGGAGAUUCUCAAUGUUCUAAUAGUAAGGAAGAAUUACCUGGAGAGCCUUUCAUCCCCCUCUUCCCAUCCCAAGAUCCUGAAUGAAUUAGAAUUAAUAUCAGUGGUGAGUCCCAGUAAUGUAAUCCUUUAAAAUUCUCAAUGGUAAUUGAAAAUAAUGUGUUGACCAGCAAGGAGUGACACUAAAAUUUGAACAGAACUGUUACUUUGUUGCAGCUAUAUAUGAUAGAUCUACUUAAUUUCUUAUGUUUUGAGAGCUACUUUUAUGAAAAGUUUACAUGAAGCACUUAAUAUAACACAUCAAACACCAGAAGAAAAUCAAAGUUUAAUGCUUUCAUGUUACUAAAGAAUUAUUAUAAUAUCUCUCUAAUUCUAUUUUAUAAGACAUUCUACAAGAGGUUAAAACAUUUGCAUUUUGAAAUUUUUAUGCGUUUUCACAUUCAGUGUGGCUAAGGAGGAACUUGGAAAAUAAUGUUAAUUAGCUACUCUACUGCACUUUUUGUAUUUGAAUUUUCUGAAAUUAUGCCCCUUAAACAGUUUAUUUACAUAAAAUAGCUAGUAAAUAUUUGUGGUGUUCAGGGCACUGACUUGCACAGCCCUUGGGGCACAUGGAACACAAUUCAGAGUUCGCUAGACACUAAUGCACUUUGAUAUAUAUUUCAAAGAUUAAUACAUUUUUCUUACCAUAAAUUCGCAUGCUGUCAUUUAGACACAAUUAAUGUACUGUGAUCAUUUACCACUGUUCAGAUAAUGUUGCAUAGCCUAGUGCUCUCCUUUUACAGUGAGAGAAAUUCAGUUCUGAAGACUGUGUGUGCAAGAUGUUGUGGUCCCUGUAAGAAAUACUAAGGUUGGUCUUGAUUUACUAAGAAGAUGUAAUAUUUUCUUUUUCUCUGACUUGUUAGGAAUACAAUAACUUGUGUCCUGAUUUGUUGCACAUCGUAUUUUUGCAACGUUAAUGAAUUUAAAUAAAUUAAUUGUAAAGUUUUG